GUGAUUCACAGCAAAGUACGUGAGGUGAAGGAGCGCACCGCUCGAGGUCAAAGGAAAACAUGAGCUUUAAUUCUCUCUCUGAGGAGCAGUUCACUUGCUCCAUCUGUCUGGAGAUAUUUGUGGAGCCCGUCUCCACACCAUGCGGCCACAGCUUUUGCAAGGCCUGUCUACAGGGCUAUUGGAACCACAGCAAGAAGUUCCUGUGCCCAAUGUGCAAAAAGAGCUACUCUAGAAAGCCUGAGAUGAGCGUCAACAGGGUCCUGGCUGAAAUAUCCUCCCAGUUUCAGGGGCUAGUGGUGGCUAAAAGCACCGCCUCUCACGGAUCCAGAUGGAAUUUGAGCUCAGAUACGGGCGAGAGCAGCUCGCCAGUGAAGGAUACCGGAGAGUUUGCCCAGCCUGGGGAUGUUUCUUGUGAUGCUUGUAUUGGAAGGAAGUUAAAGGCGCUGAAAUCUUGUGUGAACUGCCCUGGUUCUUUCUGCGAGUCCCACCUCAGGCAUCAUAAGAAGGUAAGGGCCAUGAUGUCUCAUCGUCUGAUUGAACCAACUUUCCACCUGGAAGACAAAAUUUGUAAGAAACACGAACGUCUCCUGGAUGUGUACUGCCGGACCGACCACAUGUGCAUCUGCUCUGCCUGUGCCGAUGCCACACACAAAUCCCAUGAGAUUGUCUCCAUUGACCAUGAAUUUAAGAAGAAGAUGGGUAACAUGGGAAAGAAGAGAUCAGAGCUGAAACAUUUGAUCAAGGAGAGAGCCAAGAAACUUGACGAGAUCAAACAGUCCAUCAAGGUCAUAAAGGCCAGUGCUCAGAAGGAGUUGGAGGAAAGCUGGCAGGUGUACGCAGAGCUGCAGCGUCUGGUGGAGCAGAGUCAGGCGGAGCUGGUUGAGCUGAUAGCCACGAGGCAACGUGAGGCAGAGCGUCACGCCCAGGAAAUGGCCAGGGGUUUGGAGAAUGAACUCAGCCAACUGAGGAGGAGGAGCAAUGAGCUAGAAGUCCAUGCACAGACGCACGACAAAGUGCUUUUCCUUCAGAACCUGACAUCACUGUCACCCCUACCCGAGCCCACUGAUUGGUCAGCGGUCAGCAUCAAUACUGACCUUUAUCUGGGAACCAUCCGGUCUUCGGUCAGCAGCCUCAUUGAUAAGUUCCAGGAUGAGCUUAAAAGAAUAUAUGGGAAAGAGCUCCGGAAGGUGCAGAACUACGCAUCUGAGGUGAUUCUGGACCCUGCCACAGCCCAGAGGAACCUGACUGUGACUGAUGAUGGUCAGCAGGUGAGGUAUGAAGAGCGCAAAUCCACUCACUGUGAGGGUCCAAAGCGCUUCAGCCCGGCCCUCUUUGUCUUGGGCCGGGAGGGGAUCAGCACGGGGCGACACUACUGGGAGGUGGACGUAUCGCGAAAGACGGCCUGGACGCUCGGCGUGGCCCGCGCUUCUGCCCGACGCAAGGGUGAGAUCAAGCUGAGUCCCGAGGGUGGGUACUGGUGCCUGUGGCUGAAGAACGGGGAGGUGAAAGUGCUGGCGUCGCCCCGCUUGCCUCUAGUGCUGCCUUCCCAACCCAGUAAAGUAGGAAUCUUUCUGGAUUACGAAGGAGGCCAGAUUUCUUUCUAUGAUGUGAAGGCUCGUCUGCAUAUCUACAGUUUUAUCGAUAGCUUCAGUGAGAACCUGUACCCGAUCUUCAGCCCCUGUCUCGCCCAGGAGGGGAAGAAUAAUGCCCCACUCAUCAUAACCCAUGUUAAACACAGCUGAGGGUAUAGUCAGUCGGCAUUAGGUUAUGCAUUCUCUUUAUAUAUAAAACAUCUUUUUUAUACACACCACCAUCACUUUCUCAGCACAAUACUGGCUAUUUUCUGAGGUAAAUUCUUUAUUGACUGAUACAUGUAUUAUAAUGGUACAUUUACAAUUUAUUUAAAUGUAGGCAGUUUUUUCUUUGCACUAUCAUCUGUUAACUCAAACUUGGAUUACAGUAAAGAAGAAAUAUGUAGUGAUGUGAAAACAUGUGAAGGACAAUAAAUCAUUCUUUUUUUGCUUCUUACUUGAUGAUAGAUGAGUUUGACUAAAGCUGGCACUUUCCCUACUCUGUAAGUCUUUGUGUAACUGCAACUCUAAGGCUCAGAGAGCCAAGUAAUGAAGUUAAGAGAUGCAAACUUCGUUUCUAGUGAUUUAGACUUUGCCUGGGGAAUCGAAUCAAGGUUUCUUGUACUUGUACCUACCUAUUGUAAUUAAGACUGUAUCCUAUGGACAUUAUUGUAAAAACUAAUAUAGACACAUUAAGUGGGGAUAGCAUGGGGGGACCAGUGCAAUCAUUUUACAGCUUUAGUUACUGUAACUAUUUUUCACAUCAAAAGUAAUAUAAAACACAGUUAUCUACU
Molecule: messenger RNA, 2365 nt
Organism: Pundamilia nyererei
Lineage: Eukaryota; Metazoa; Chordata; Actinopteri; Cichliformes; Cichlidae
Gene: btr12
Product: bloodthirsty-related gene family, member 12
Exons: 8
Coding region: 60-1742 (560 amino acids)
Molecular function (GO): zinc ion binding; protein binding
Source: RefSeq, a predicted model, not a curated record